Impatiens glandulifera is the source of this 562-nucleotide messenger RNA. RefSeq names its product E3 ubiquitin-protein ligase APD3-like. The record is from RefSeq and is a predicted model, not a curated record. NCBI's taxonomy places the organism in Eukaryota, Viridiplantae, Streptophyta, Magnoliopsida, Ericales, Balsaminaceae. The transcript has 3 exons. Bases 14 to 562 code for a protein of 182 amino acids.
CUUCAUCAUAUACAUGCUGAUUUCAAUUCCACCCAAAUCAACCAGUCUUCAAUUUCUCUCUCUCAAUUUCUCUCUCACACACACAAACACACACACACAAAACAUGUAUCGUCCAAUGUUGGAAACGGCACCAUUCAUAACCAGUGUUCAACCAAUUCGAUGGCAGGAUUCAUUAGCUCGAUUACUUGUUCCCUUACUUCUCUUGAUUUCAGUUUGUGGAAUUCUAAAGUAUGGCUACUUUGAAGACUGUCGAGUCUUAAUGGGACCCGGGUCGUCUCGUUUGAUCAAAACAAACUCUCUGUUUUUGAGAGAAAUGGAAGUUAGAGACAGAGAUAAGAAAGGAGUUCUUGUUUACAGAUUCUCUGAUAAACCUCGGCUGAGUUUGCAGAAGAAUUGGAACUUAUCGAAAUCCUUAAAUCUUCCUGUUAAUGGUGAAAAGGGGUUUUUCUUGUGGUUGAACAAAGGAUCAAGGGUUCAUAUCAGAUUGGAAGGGAGAACUAGUAUUACCAGCUUUGAUCAGAUGAGAAUUUCCUUAAUUAAAGGUAAUAAAAUAUUUGUAUAA